Molecule: messenger RNA, 2001 nt
Organism: Penicillium antarcticum
Lineage: Eukaryota; Fungi; Ascomycota; Eurotiomycetes; Eurotiales; Aspergillaceae
Exons: 1
Coding region: 1-2001 (666 amino acids)
Source: RefSeq, a predicted model, not a curated record
AUGUCCGAUAGCAACCCCCAUCACCCUGGCGUACGCAGCUUGCUGGCCAAGUUCGAAGGCCAAAGUCCGAUCACCUCCCCGCCCUCCCGUGGCAGAUCUCCUGCCGCCUCAGACACCUCGGGGACAGCUCGACAGUUGUCCAGGGUCCGCGCCAGCUUCGUGAACGUUGAAGGGGCCAUACAAUCCAACCCAGCAUCGCCAUUGAGGAAAACAAGUGGACGGAGUGAUAGCCCUGGCAUAUUUGGACCGAAAAUCAAUUCGGAGGAUGUGCAGUCGGGUCGGCAGAACAUGGCUUCUCCUACCCCAGCCAGUCCGGUAGAGCACACCCAGAACGCGACUUUGGCCCAGAUCAUGGCAGAAGGUCGACCGGAACCCCUUCAAUCGAAGCCCCAACUGGAUAGCACCACUCAGGAGCCUGCUGCGCACUCUGAGACUACACCCCCGUCGCAAGACGCGCCGAAGGCAGGGACUGCCUCCGCCAAAUCCAAGUCGACGUCCUCCGAGACCCACUCGCAAGAUACCGACGCGUCAACCAAGAGAAAGCCGUCUACUGUUAGAUCUACGGCUAACAAGCCAUCGACUACUCCCACAUCGACUGGCGGACAGCGAUCCCAAGCUCCCACCUCCAAGCCCUCAGCCCGCGAAGUGGCCAAAGAGCGGUCCAACUCUCUCGCCCACAAGCCAAGCCGUGUCUCCUUGAAUCCCAUGACGACAACACGGCCAAUACGAGGCGCAACCCCUUUGGAAUCUCCAAAGCCAUCCAUUACAAUGAACAAAUCUACCCGUCAAUCUACAACCAUGCAACCACCCCCUAAGCCAGCAACCGCUGGAGCAAGCACUCGCACUGCCAACACUCUUACGAGAAAGCCUUCAACCCUCAGAAGUGCCGCUGGAGCUCAGCAGCAGGCGACUCCAUCGACAGGUGUUCGCAGACAGUCGUCUCGCGCCUCGCUGCCCGCCCAGCCAGCCAACGAACGGCCCAGUUCCCGAACCAGUGAUGUCCACUCUAACAAGCCAGUCAACGAGGGCUUCCUUGCGAGAAUGAUGCGACCCACUGCUAGCUCCGCUAACAAGUCACAUGAGAAGACGGACGCAAAGCCUGCCCCCAAGACUACAUCGGCUCCCAAGGCCCCCAGGCAGUCCAUCGGUGGCAGGGUCCCCGAACGCACUGCUUCCCAAUCAAAGCCCAAGGCUACCACUCUGCGACCUCAGAGUGAGAAGUCUCAGGCUGCGAAUAAGGCGACUGUUCGUGACCACCCAAUUCCUCAAAAGAAGCAGGAAAGUGAGAAGGAGAAUAUUGUUGAGCCUACCCCAGCCAGUCCCAAGAAGCCUGUCACUGUUGAGAAGGCCCAGCUUGCUGUUGUGGAGCAGCCCGAGGCUAUCGCUAAGCCAGUUGAGGAGGUCGUUGUUUCUGUUCAGACUGAGAAGCCCGCCGAGAAGGCUGCCUCUACCAUCGAGCCAACCGAGAAGUCGGCUGAGGUGUCUGAGCCUGCUGUUGAGGCCCUAGCUGAGCCCAUCGAUUCUGGAGUCAAGGUUGAGACCAAUACUGAAGUGGAAGCACCAGUUCGGGUGCAACCAGUUGCUGAGGCUGAAAUUCCCGUCAAGGCUGAAGUUGAGGCUCCUGUAGAGACUAUUGAGCCGAUUCCCGAGGCUGUCGAAGAGGAGCAGACCGUCGAGACUACCACUACCCCCGAGGUGGCAGAUGCCACCCCAGCUCAGGUCGACGAGACUAUCGAAGAGCCCAAGGCCUCAGCCCCUAUCGGGGUUGAAGCCACUGGGCAGAUGACAGUCUUCCCUGGGCCAGAACUAGACCAGGAGCCCGAAUCCAAGGUUGAGGUUCCCGAGAAAGACGAGACUGUCUCAGCCAAGGACACUAUUGUUCCAGAGACUUCAGAUCCCGAAGCGAAGUCGGCAGAUGUGAAGCGUACCGAGACGAAGCCCGCCACUGAAGCCGAAUCUAGCAACGUCGCCCUCGAUAUCACUACACUGGCUCUGAAUUAA